UGAUGUAUGUUGACAGGGACCGUCAACGACAGUUCGUUGUUGUUUUAAAGCAGAAUAUUUCAUUGUUAAGCAAUGACAGUUGCCGUUAUGUUGGCCUUGGGAUAUACUGUUAGUUAUGUUCGCAUGUGUUGAUAUGCUGGAUUACUACAUGGCCUACUGGCGAUAAUUUUUCAUUUUCUGGUACUAUAAGCAUCUUCUCCGGGGCCCCGUUCAGGGCGCCCUCUCUCUGACGGGAGGAAAUGACGUCGCCAUGGUGACCUUACGCGCGUUUCUUCGCCACCAUAGGGGCAACGCGUUUGUUCCCGGUUUCCUCGCGUUCUUCAUUGUCGCCUACGUCAUCAUUGUAAAGAUGGACACCAGCGGUAAUGCCUCCGUCAACAGCACGGGCUCUCUGGACCCACGUGACGCUGCUAAGGUGAUUCGCACGCACAUCAAUUCCAUCCCGGCUAAGGUGAUGCAGGAGUUCGCACAGGACAGGCCUGAAACGGCGGGACAAUUCACAUACGACUUCUAUGACGACGCGGGCAACGUCACGGAAUAUGAUGACAAUGGAAGUUCCCCGAAUUCCUGGGUUAAAAGCAAAAAAAUGCAGAGCAAGGUCCUGCCGUUGACCGAACCUGCUGUCAAUAGUAAUCUAGGGGAAAAGUCGUCUUACUCAAAACUAUUAAGAAAACAAGAAGUCAAACUUGUGCCAAGUGCCUUUAGUAAUAAUUUAAAUUUAAAGAGAGGAGUUGAUCACAAAUUUGUACAUGUUUUCAAUGCCAUGGAAGAGACCCUCGAAAAGAGAAAUACAAUUAAAGAAAAGCCAUGCUUGCUGCUGAAGACCCACCACCUGAGCUCUCCCAUCUGUACCCACGACCCCGCGGAUGACGAGAUCAUCUCUGGGAAGCUGUCCACGGAGGGGACAUGGGAGGGAAAUUACCUGUACAUCGUGGGCAGUAUUCUCUCCCGGGAACCAGAACUCCACGUGCUGGACCUGGGGUGCAAUAUCGGCGUGUAUACUAUCUUCUCAGCUAAAUUGAAACACAGGGUGGUUGCAUUAGAUCCCAACAAGAUGAACUUGCGACUUCUGACCAAGUCGCUGAAUAUGGGAGGCUUAACGCGUUACGUGACGCUACUGUGGAAUGCUAUUUCUAACGUUCGUGAGAACGUCACGUUGUAUGACAUUAUCGGGAAUAUCGGUGGCUCGUUCGUGGACCCGGCCGAUGACAUUACGGAAGUGGACGACGACCACCGGGCCGUCGCCAUCACACUCGAUGAUCUCAUACCUUACUUUGCGGGAAAACCUGUGUUCAUUAAGAUGGACGUGGAAACAUACGAACUGAAAGCUCUCCAGGGUGGGGAGCAGUUUUUCAGGAGCGUGAACGUGCGCUUUGUGCUGCUAGAGUGGAUUCACCAUCGGGAAUUUGACACUGGUAAGGAUGUGAUACGGUUUAUGACGCAGCACGGGCUGUUCCCACACGUGAACGCGCACCGCAACACGCGCCUUGAGCCCCAGCAUUACACGUCCUGGCCGGACAACGUCCUCUGGAUCAAGUAUUAGUACAAUACCAUCAUCAUUUUUAUAUUUUCCGAUUUAUACAAUGUUGAAUACAUGUAAUGUUUCUCAAUAAAACUAUGUUUUAGUGA
Messenger RNA from Mya arenaria, 1629 nucleotides. RefSeq lists its product as uncharacterized. The transcript is spliced from 2 exons. The coding region runs from base 251 to 1543 and encodes 430 amino acids. The record is from RefSeq and is a predicted model, not a curated record. NCBI's taxonomy places the organism in Eukaryota, Metazoa, Mollusca, Bivalvia, Myida, Myidae.